Paramecium tetraurelia is the source of this 282-nucleotide messenger RNA. RefSeq lists its product as uncharacterized. The annotation marks the transcript as partial. NCBI's taxonomy places the organism in Eukaryota, Ciliophora, Oligohymenophorea, Peniculida, Parameciidae. The transcript has a single exon. The record is from RefSeq and is a predicted model, not a curated record.
AUAAUAAAGCAAUAGAAAUUCCAUACUAUUUUAUUUUAGAGAAUGAAUUGCGCUUAUCAUAUUCAAAUCAUAUUUUUAAUGAUAUAUAUGGCUCAGUUCAAGAGUUAAUGUUAAAGAAAACUGUAUGCUUAUUGCCUUUAUGACCAUGGUGUGGAUAUGCAAUAUGCAAUUCUUCUCAAUUUAUAUGAAUAAAUGGUGAAGAAGAAAUUAGAUAAAUACAAGCUAAACCAGACCUCUCAACUAAGCGAAUUGAGAAAACAAAAUUUAUUCAGUUGUAUAUGA